Messenger RNA from Plectropomus leopardus (leopard coralgrouper), 4020 nucleotides. It is a transcript of the gene zdhhc3b, whose product is annotated as zDHHC palmitoyltransferase 3b. Gene Ontology annotation, molecular function: palmitoyltransferase activity. The record is from RefSeq and is a predicted model, not a curated record. NCBI's taxonomy places the organism in Eukaryota, Metazoa, Chordata, Actinopteri, Perciformes, Serranidae.
UGUUGUCCUGCUGUCUGUCUGUCCGCAGAGCUUUCUGGAUCCAACACAGCAGGACACACCGGAGUAGUUAACGUUAGGUAACGGCCUGAUUUAAGGCUCGGUCUCCUGCUGUAAUUACCGUACAAACAAAGUAAACUAACAGCUCGUUGAAACCGGAGCGGCGUUGAAAACGGGAGCGGAGCGGCGGAGCUGCAUCUGCCCGCAGAUCAGUGAGGUUAGCCGGGAUCGAGCUAACAGGCGGAGGAGACCGUCGGUUUGGUGUGUUUUUAACUUCUCACGGCUCCAAACUGCGAGAGGACUAAAAGAAACUUUUGUCGACAAACCUGGGGAGUGUGAGCAUGUGGUUGGAGCCACGGGCGUUGUAGGAUGAAGAGCCCGGCGCACCGCACCAGGGACAUCGAGAGGCAAGCUGGCUACCUGAAGCCCGAGCACUGCGCCCCUCCCCCUCCACGCACCGGCUCCGACACCAUGUGGUUCAUCCGCGACGGCUGCGGCAUCGUGUGUGGCGUCAUCACCUGGUUCCUGGUCUUCUACGCCGAGUUUGUGGUGGUGUUCGUCAUGCUGCUGCCCGCCAAGAACGUCAUCUACAGCCUCUUCAACGGGGUGAUCUUCAACGGCCUCGCUUUCCUCGCCCUCGCCUCUCAUGCAAAGGCGAUGUGCACAGACCCGGGAGCCGUGCCUAAAGGGAACGCUACCAAAGAAUUCAUCGAGAGCCUGCAGCUCAAACCGGGACAGGUGGUGUACAAAUGUCCCAAGUGCUGCAGCAUCAAGCCUGACAGAGCUCACCACUGCAGUGUGUGUAAACGCUGCAUCAAAAAGAUGGACCACCACUGUCCCUGGGUGAACAACUGUGUCGGAGAGAACAACCAGAAAUACUUUGUGCUCUUCACGAUGUAUAUUGCACUAAUAUCCCUCCAUGCAUUAAUUUUGGUGGCCUUCCAUUUUAUUUUCUGCUUUGAAGAAGACUGGGCAAAGUGCAGUAACUUCUCUCCACCAGCAACCGUCAUCCUUCUCAUCCUCCUCUGCUUCGAGGGUCUCCUCUUUCUGAUCUUCACCGCAGUCAUGUUUGGGACUCAGGUCCACUCCAUCUGCACCGACGAGACGGGCAUCGAGCAGCUGAAGAAGGAGGAGCGGCGAUGGGCCAAAAAGUCAAAGUGGAUGAACAUGAAAGUGGUGUUUGGUCACCCUUUCUCUAUAGCCUGGCUGAGCCCCUUUUCAGCACCCGACCACGGCAAGGCAGACUUGUACCAGUACAUUGUGUGAAAGCUGGAAGCUGAGCUCUGCUGCUGUGGACUUCCUGUUCUCCCCUCUGACUGGCUGGACCUAAACGAGCAUGAACUCCUUUUAGCCACAUUGUCUUUCGUUUAUGGAUCUUACAUUUAUCGAUAUUUCAGGGUGUUCCGUUGUUCGCUACAUUGUCAAAAUGUUUAUUUUUUAAAGACCUUCACCCUCUUUGUUAUUUUUAUUGUUUCACUCUGGGUGCUGACUGAGAUUAUUAAGCUGUACAAAAAAACAAACCAAACUAAGCAGCAACAACUUGACAAGAAGCACUUAAUGAGAGUUGGCAAAACAGCACAGAGAGACUUCCUCCAGUACGUCUGAUCAUUUCCUGCUUCCGAGACUAAAUAAUGUGAAACUGAAGUCCAGAAAGUUUCCGAAGUCCAGGUGCCAAGGUGGACUCCUGGUUUUGUCUUCCUGUAAACAUUGUUGUGAUCUUGUGACUUCUUUUGCUGUAUUCCUGUUGUUGCAAUAGUCUUAUGCUGAGUGCGGCGGAUGAUUUGCCUUAGAACAGUGCGUUAGUUAACGGUGGCAUCAGCUAUUUUAAAAGACAUUUAUUUUGUUUUGCCUUAAUGUGAAGGUCAGGGUGAAAAAAGAUCACAUUGGUUAAAUAAUCAUUUAAAUGAUUUAACUUUGUUGUUCUUUGUUGCCAGAUAGGUGGAGUAGUUCACGUUGUCUAAGAAAUGUGUUUUAAGACUAAGUUUUAUCAAAUUAUCUUUGGAUUUUGAAAGUCUGUACUGAACCCCAUCUAUCUGCUACCAAGAAAGCUAAAACCAAUCACAGAUAAAAACAGUUCAAAUAAAUGUUUUAUUUUGUCAUUUACACAGGCCAUUGGCCAAGUUCCUGCUCAGACUGAAGUAGGGUCACUGUGAAGGACAUUUAAAGGCUUUAAGACCGUGAGCAGCCUCAGCUGUAGUUAUAAUCCUUAAGAUUUCAGUCUUAGUUGACUUAGGGUUGGAAGAAAAAAAGCGUGAUUUUAAUACUAAAGCAAACGCCUGUUGAGCAGCUUCUUACUCCAAAAUACAACAGGAGAGCAACUGGUAAAUUUGUUAUAGUGCAGCCAAACAAACUAUAACCAGCUUCAAGUGGCCACUAGUGGAACUGCAGGUUUUACUUCAUCUUUCAGUUCCGGAUUUUGCCACUCAGUCCGUAAGCAACAGUGAUCUAAUUUCGUGCUUGGGACUGCUUGUAGUGCUAAUUAAUCAAUUGUAGAGGAAGAGCAGUGCAAUGAGAUGAUGAACUUAAAAGAGCAGUUGUUAAAACACGAUGGAAAUAUCAAAUAUUUGAUGAGGAGCAGAGCAGUCUCAUUUCUCCACACAGAUCUGAUGUCUUCAUAUCUUUAGUUGACAUUUCAUUAACAUGCUCAGCACGUUCUUACCGAAGAAGCGUCUAUAAAGGUCGACAGUGCAAGCAGCUCAUUACGACCCAUAUUGUAAGGUAGCGCCCUCUAGUGGCUUUAGUAAUCAUUGUGGGAGCAGAGGAGGGAGUGAUGUGAUGUGGUAUGAAAAGUAACAAAGUCAGUGUAAUGUUAUAUGAAGAUGGAAAAAAAUGGGCGGGAGAAGAAGGAGAUGGAUCAAACAAGCACAGGACUUUCUGCUUAGGAUGUUUUUAAAACUGCAACAGAAAGGACAGUAAUACAUGUCAUUGUGGGGAGGGUAUGUAUGAUAUUUUGGAAGUCAGUGGAAAAGGACUUGUUUUAUCAUUUAGGUAUGAGAGAACGUUGCACUUGCUUCAUGUACAUCAUUAUUUAUUGCCAAGUUGCUGUUUCUAUAGGCACUAUGCACUAAAAUAUGGAUGGAAACACUCUUAGUGAGGCUCAUAUCAAUGAGAUAAAGUUAAAAACACUAACAUUAUGAGUCCCUCAUGCCUGUGAAGGCAAUUUGAACGUAGUGGGGAAAUGGCGGACCCUGCCACUUAUAGAGGAAACCACUUUUUUGAAAAGUAAUAACUGACUUAAUUCACACCGAAUGACUGCUUACUCAUAAAAAUGCCAAUCAUAGAUGGCAUCAAAAAAUGGGGUUUGAAUUUAUGGAAAUCUCAAGGAUUAUAACUUAAAAAUGUGCCACUUGGCAGGUAAACAAAGUCUCUUGUCCAAGAGGCAGCACGGCUUGAGCAGUAUCAGUACCAGUUUUGGACUCCAGCAGGUUGUUUGUCCUUUUGUUGACUAUUUGGCCGCUCUGUGUGUAGUCAAGCUAGCCAGCCUUUUGCUUUAUAACCGUUUUAAUCACAGUCACCAGCUCAGACAGAAAGUCAGGGAAUAAAAGCAAUACACAUUGCUCUCUGAAUGCACUGACCCUAAGUGUAAUUCACUCGCUCUCAAUUGAUGGAAUUUGCUUGUGGAUAAUCCAGUUUGUCAUAGAUUGCAGUCGUGAGCCUGACCAGAGGGCGAAUAAAAAGCCUUACAGGAUAAAAUGUAGAUUAAAAUUUAGGUCAGUGGAAAAUGUUCACCGAGGCCUGAAAGACUGCGAUAGAAAUGCACAUUUUAAUUGUCGCAGCUGCGGACAGUCUUGGAUCACAUAGUGUGAAGAGAAUUUAUGUUUUGUGAUGAGAAUUUGGUGCAGAGAGGAAAUAGGCCACUUCAAAGCAUUUAACACUAAAAUGCCUUUGCUCAAAUGUGUUCGAAAGCCUUACUGUAUUUAUAACAUGCUUUCUGGGGUGAAGAAUGGACAUAUUUGAACAUACAUGUUGCCAAAUUUAAUGCUUAAUAAAGGGAGCCACUGAAGGAACCGUUUCAAGAUUCAA